CGGGGGCGGGACCUCAGCGGAGGCCGGAGCGAGGCGUCGGGAUGCAGCGCCCCGGGCCCUUCAGCACCCUCUACGGGCGGGUCUUGGCCCCGCUGCCCGGGAGGGCCGGGGGCGCGGUCUCAGGCGGAGGAGGGAACAGCUGGGACCUCCCAGGUUCCCACGUGCGGCUGCCGGGGCGUGCACAGUCUGGGACCCGCGGCGGUGCUGGCAACACAAGCACCAGCUGCGGGGACUCCAACAGCGUCUGCCCGGCCCCGUCAACGAUGUCCAAGGCCGAGGAGGCCAAGAAGCUGGCGGGUCGCGCGGCUGUGGAAAACCACGUGAGGAAUAACCAAGUGCUGGGAAUUGGAAGUGGUUCUACAAUUGUCCAUGCUGUGCAGCGAAUAGCUGAAAGGGUGAAGCAAGAGAAUCUGAACCUUGUCUGUAUUCCCACUUCCUUCCAGGCCCGUCAGCUCAUCCUGCAGUAUGGCUUGACCCUCAGUGACCUGGAUCGACACCCAGAGAUUGACCUUGCCAUCGAUGGUGCUGAUGAAGUAGAUGCUGAUCUCAAUCUCAUCAAGGGCGGCGGAGGCUGCCUAACCCAGGAGAAGAUUGUGGCUGGCUAUGCUAGUCGCUUCAUUGUGAUCGCUGAUUUCAGGAAAGAUUCGAAGAAUCUUGGUGAUCAGUGGCACAAGGGAAUCCCCAUUGAGGUCAUCCCAAUGGCCUACGUCCCGGUGAGCCGAGCUGUGAGCCAGAAGUUUGGGGGCGUGGUUGAACUUCGAAUGGCUGUCAACAAGGCUGGUCCUGUGGUGACAGAUAAUGGGAAUUUUAUCUUGGACUGGAAGUUUGACCGGGUACACAAAUGGAGUGAAGUGAACACAGCUAUCAAAAUGAUACCAGGUGUGGUGGACACAGGCCUGUUCAUCAACAUGGCUGAGAGAGUCUACUUCGGGAUGCAGGAUGGCUCAGUUAACAUGAGGGAGAAGCCUUUCUCUUGACCCUGCGAGGAGCAGAGUGUGUUCAUCUUGAGUCUCCAGCCCACAGCCAAGGUGGACGUACCUCUCUAGGAGCCUUUGCCUUAAUGUAUCUCUGCCAGGGUGGACAACUGGUUGUGAGGGACAGGGUAGGGGAGUGGGAGGGGAAGUUAAAUUCGGUCUUAUGAAGUAUUGUUAUUAAAUGUCUUUUUAAAAAGAGAAAUAUAAACAUAUAUUUUUACUAUUAAAAUACUCAGUUUUUUAAAAUAAAGUAGAACUUGAUUUCAUGUUUUAUAUGAAACAUUUACAAAAAAAAAAAAAAAAGGAGAGGUGGACUGUCUUUAAAACCGUUGACUUGAAUCUGCUGGUAAAAGCUUCUGAAUAUUAGGUUUGCUGAGAAAUAGAAAUCAAAACUUCUUUAAGCUGAUAAAAUGAGGGGCUCAGCCAGCAGUGAUUUCCUGAUGCCUUACUGGAAACUUUGUUUACUUGUCUGCUGUCUUCUGUUUUGUUUUUAGUUAGUUUUCACUGUGAGCACACAUAAUACCUGGUUACAUCUUAAGAUCAGAUUUACAAAACUGUGGAGUGGAGCGGUGUAGUAUGGAAUGACUUGAGAGUAUAAACUAUUGGGAAGAAAAUGUGGUUAUACUCUUGCUAAGAUCUGGGGGUUUCUUCAUAUCCCUGCUGUUGGAAGAAAUUGAUCAGAAAUGCUUGCCAGUACUGCCAAAGCACUGCUGUGAAAUGUGAAGUACUUGUUUGAUUUUUUAAUGAUUUACUUUUUGUUGUUAAUAUUUUUCUCUGUUACUUCUUGCAUGGUUUGGUGUCAGAAGCCCUUACCUCUUUAUAUUGUUUGCAGGUUGAAAUAAAACAGUGUGGUGCCAUUUUGA
This is a messenger RNA of Saimiri boliviensis boliviensis (Bolivian squirrel monkey), 1837 nucleotides long. It is a transcript of the gene RPIA, whose product is annotated as ribose 5-phosphate isomerase A. The record is from RefSeq and is a predicted model, not a curated record. Gene Ontology annotation, molecular function: ribose-5-phosphate isomerase activity. Gene Ontology annotation, cellular component: cytoplasm. Gene Ontology annotation, biological process: D-ribose metabolic process; pentose-phosphate shunt, non-oxidative branch. Lineage: Eukaryota; Metazoa; Chordata; Mammalia; Primates; Cebidae.